Messenger RNA from Euleptes europaea (tarantolino), 771 nucleotides. RefSeq names its product aquaporin 8 (gene AQP8). NCBI's taxonomy places the organism in Eukaryota, Metazoa, Chordata, Lepidosauria, Squamata, Sphaerodactylidae. Gene Ontology annotation, cellular component: plasma membrane. The record is from RefSeq and is a predicted model, not a curated record. Bases 1 to 771 code for a protein of 256 amino acids. The transcript is spliced from 5 exons. Gene Ontology annotation, biological process: transmembrane transport; water transport. Gene Ontology annotation, molecular function: water channel activity.
AUGACGGACGUGGAGUUUGGGCGGAUGUCCAUCAAGGAGAGCAAGGAGGAAGGCAAAGCCGGCCCCCCGCGGCCCCACUGGUUCGAGCAGUACGUCCAGCCCUGCAUGGGGGAGUUGGUGGGCUCGGCUUUCUUCAUCUUCAUGGGCUGCGUUUCGGUCAUCGAGAAUGAGGACGGCACCGGCCGGUUGCAGCCCGCCUUGGCGCACGGACUGGCCCUGGGGCUCACCAUCGCCGUCCUGGGAAACAUCAGCGGGGGCCACUUCAACCCUGCCGUUUCCCUCGGAGCCUGGCUGGUCGGUGGGCUGAACAUGGUGAUGGUGAUCCCGUACUGGGUCUCCCAGCUGUGUGGGGGGCUGAUCGGAGCUGCUUUUGCCAAGGCUGUGACCGCCGACGAAAGGUAUACCAACACCAGUGGGGCGGCAUUCACCACCAUCACGUCGGACGACCAUCUGGGGAAGGCCUUGGUCAGCGAGGUCAUCAUGACCAUGUUUCUCGUCCUCGCCGUGUGCAUGGGGGCCAUCAAUGAGAAAACCAAAAGCCCCCUGGCCCCCUUCUGCAUCGGCUUCACUGUGACGGUGGAUAUCCUGGCAGGGGGCGCCAUCUCGGGGGCCUGCAUGAACCCAGCCAGAGCGUUUGGCCCUGCGCUGGUGGCCAACUACUGGGACUACCACUGGGUGUACUGGGUAGGGCCCAUGCUGGCCGGACUGCUGGUUGGAGCCUUGAUCAGGUUCCUGAUUGGAGACAAGAAAACCCGCCUCUUCCUCAAAUGA